Papaver somniferum (opium poppy) is the source of this 662-nucleotide messenger RNA. RefSeq lists its product as uncharacterized. NCBI's taxonomy places the organism in Eukaryota, Viridiplantae, Streptophyta, Magnoliopsida, Ranunculales, Papaveraceae. The transcript has a single exon. Gene Ontology annotation, molecular function: enzyme inhibitor activity. The coding region runs from base 57 to 662 and encodes 201 amino acids. The record is from RefSeq and is a predicted model, not a curated record.
CUUAAAAAUAUGCUUUAAAUAGAAGCAGUGAACCCAAAGUCCUCAAUCAUUCAUGCAUGCAUUGCAGACUUAGCAAAUCUCUUGCACAGAAAAUGUCUAGUUCUUGGCUUUCCACUCUGUUUUUCCUUUUAGUAGUAAUCUUAGCUAGCAGUAAUGAGGCAUCGUGCAAACAAGAGAAAGGAGCUUGUGAAGGAACCAAAUAUCGUUUUCCAAACUCUCUAGAGCUGGAGAUGAAACAAACGGUUCAAACCGUUCAUGAGAUGGUUAUGGAUAUUAUACAGAGGGUUCGGAGUUCCGACGCUUUGAUGAAUAACCAAGUUGCAGCAAAUCAAACCGGCCUCAACAGUGGUGGUCUAAGUGUAGCUUUGAGUGAUUGUGUUAAACUUUAUGAAGACAGUGAGUUUCGACUUCGACGUUUGUCAGGAAAGUAUGGGAACAAUGACGAUGCGAGGACAUGGUUGAGCGGAGCCGUAACUAGUCACAGAACUUGCUUGGAUGGCCUUCAACAUUAUCAUGAGAUGAAUAUCAGUCGUAAUCUUGUACAAUCUGAUCUUGAAUUGGUUACUUCUCAUCAGAAUUUGACUUCCCUGUUUAGUAGGGCUUUGGCUUUGUAUGCAUUACGAAACGCCACGAAGAGUAAGUUGCUCCUCAAAAUUACUUGA